Lotus japonicus is the source of this 1377-nucleotide messenger RNA. RefSeq lists its product as uncharacterized. The transcript has 5 exons. The coding region runs from base 72 to 1175 and encodes 367 amino acids. The record is from RefSeq and is a predicted model, not a curated record. Gene Ontology annotation, cellular component: chloroplast. NCBI's taxonomy places the organism in Eukaryota, Viridiplantae, Streptophyta, Magnoliopsida, Fabales, Fabaceae.
GUGCAGUGUAAGGGUUUUAGGAGGAAGAAGAAGCAAAUCGCAAGCUCUAAAACCCUAAAUUCAGGUGAUUCAUGGAACUUAAAACCCUAUGUUGCGCUCUUCCCUCUCAACCCCUUCGUUCUCAAACAAUUGGAAUCCAUAGCCCCUUCAAGUAUCAGAGACAGAGAUUUGGGUUUGGAAACUCCUCUAAAUGUUUGAAAUGGGUGAUUAAAGAGCCUUCUUUGUUUGGAUUGAGCAAAUUUCAAAGGCCUAUAGUUCAUGCUUCUGAGUCUAGUGUAAAUGGUAGCUUGGAAGUUCAUCCGGGCGAAAGUUCGAGUGUGCCUGUUGUUGAUGUAAAUGGUGGCUUGGAAGUUCUUCCAAGCCGAAGUUCUGGUGUGCCGGUUGAUGCGUAUAAUGGGGUGGAGCCGUUUCGUGGUAAAUCGGGUUCGGUUUCAUUCUGUGGGUUGACACACCAGCUGGUUGAAGAAGGGAAAUUGGAAUCUGCUCCUUUUAAUGAAGAGGAGAGCUCUUACUUCUGGCUCUUAGGUCCUGCUGCAUUCCUGUCAUGUUUGAUUCUGCCGCAGUUCUUUGUUGGCAAUGUGGUUGAGGCUUUCUUUAAUGAUAUGAUUUUAGUAGAUAUUGUGAGUUCAUUUACUUUUGAGGCACUGUUCUACAUUGGACUUGCAACAUUUUUGCAUGUGGUUGAUCGUGUCCAGAAGCCGUAUUUGCAGUUUAGCUCAAAAAGAUGGGGUCUCAUCACUGGCCUCAGAGGAUACCUAUCCUCUGCAUUCCUCACAAUGGGUUUGAAGGUCGUUGUUCCUCUCCUUCUUUUGUACGCAGCCUGGUCCGUUGCUCGCCUGGCCGUAAUUGUUGCUGUAGCUCCUUUUUUAGCUGGUUGUGUUAUUCAAUUUGCAUUCGAGAAAUAUUUGGACAAGCGUGGUUCAGCUUGUUGGCCUCUAGUCCCGAUAAUAUUUGAGGUAUACAGACUAUAUCAACUUACAAAAGCUGCUCAUUUUGUUGAGAGGUUGAUGUUCUCUUUGAAAGGGCUUCCUGCCACCCCUGAAAUACUAGAACGAAGUGGAGCUUUGUUUGCAAUGAUAGUGAGCUUCCAAGUACUGGGAAUUGUGUGCCUUUGGUCAUUGAUGACAUUUCUCGUGAGGCUGUUCCCUUCUAGGCCAGUAGCAGAUCAUUACUGAGUUUAACAGGGAUCGGGGAAGGGUGUUGUAUAUAGUUGAAUGGAAUCUGUAAGAGUUGAGCAUUAUUAUUUGAUUAUUUUCGAUGUAGGUUUUUCAUAAAAAAAAAAAUUUCGCUGUAAUAUUUGUUUUAAUUUCUUCAGAGUUCAGAGUAAUAUCAUUCAUUUACCAAGAAAAAGAAAAUUAAGGGUUUAGUCUCUGUAAU